Molecule: messenger RNA, 1437 nt
Organism: Phasianus colchicus (ring-necked pheasant)
Lineage: Eukaryota; Metazoa; Chordata; Aves; Galliformes; Phasianidae
Gene: MTNR1B
Product: melatonin receptor 1B
Biological process (GO): G protein-coupled receptor signaling pathway
Cellular component (GO): plasma membrane
Molecular function (GO): melatonin receptor activity
Source: RefSeq, a predicted model, not a curated record
AUGCUGGAGAAUGGAUCUCUGAGGAACUGCUGCGACCCGGGCGGGAGGGGUCACUUCGGCUCGGCGGAGCGGGAGGCGGCGGCUGGAGGCGCCCCGCGGCCCGCCUGGGUGGUGACGGCUCUCUCCAGCGUGCUGAUCUUCACCACCGUGGUGGAUAUUUUAGGCAACCUGCUGGUCAUCGUGUCCGUCUUCAAGAACCGCAAGCUCAGGAACUCAGGUAAUGCAUUUGUGGUGAGCCUGGCUUUGGCUGAUCUGGUGGUGGCCUUGUAUCCAUACCCACUGGUGCUCUUAGCUAUUUUCCACAAUGGAUGGACUUUGGGUGAAAUGCACUGUAAAGUGAGUGGCUUUGUGAUGGGACUAAGUGUGAUAGGCUCUAUUUUCAACAUCACUGCAAUUGCAAUUAACCGAUAUUGCUAUAUAUGUCAUAGCUUUGCCUAUGACAAAGUGUAUAGCUGUUGGAACACAAUGCUCUAUGUCUCUUUAAUCUGGGUAUUAACAGUAAUUGCAACUGUGCCAAAUUUUUUUGUCGGCUCCUUGAAGUAUGAUCCACGCAUCUAUUCAUGCACAUUUGUUCAGACUGCAAGCUCCUACUAUACAAUUGCAGUUGUGGUAAUUCAUUUCAUCGUCCCUAUCACGGUUGUGAGCUUCUGCUACCUUCGAAUUUGGGUCUUAGUGCUUCAAGUUAGAAGACGAGUCAAGUCAGAAACAAAACCAAGACUGAAACCGAGUGACUUCAGAAACUUUCUUACCAUGUUUGUGGUUUUUGUGAUUUUUGCCUUUUGCUGGGCACCUCUAAACUUCAUAGGACUGGCUGUAGCCAUUAAUCCUUCAGAAAUGGCACCAAAAGUUCCUGAGUGGUUAUUCAUUAUAAGCUACUUCAUGGCCUAUUUCAACAGCUGCCUUAAUGCAAUAAUAUAUGGACUUCUUAACCAGAAUUUUCGGAAUGAAUACAAACGUAUUUUAAUGUCACUGUGGAUGCCAAGGCUUUUCUUCCAGGACACAUCCAAAGGAGGAACUGAUGGACAGAAGAGCAAGCCCUCUCCUGCUUUAAACAACAAUGACCAAAUGAAAACUGAUACCUUGUAAAGGGAUGAUGGUUAAUGCAAAAGUUUGUCACAGAAAACUCCAAUGAUAGAAUUGCAAUGUUCUAGUCAUUCUUGCUGACUCUGGGGGACCUUCCACUUGGAUGGUACUUUGUGACUGGAAUACUGUCUUCUUGGUAAAGCACAUUGCUCAUAAUUCAUAAUUUAUACAAGAUAUCAAUUGAAAAUACAUUUCAAAAUUAAAGCAGCAGAUGAGUGCAAACUAUUUUGUUUUUGAGAGUUGAAUUCAACUUCAAGGCACUUGAGGCAUGUUUUUAUUCCUGUAGGAACCUGGCAUACUUUCUCCAAGGUCAGGAUUUGGUUCUCAAAAGAUGCAGCAAGGGUACUUGUCUAU